AUGAAAUUGAUAAUUCUCUUAGCAGCGGUCGCCUGGUCUAACGGCGCCAAGUUAGACAGGACUUAUCUCCCACCGAAUCAUGCUCAGUCUUCUGGAGGCUCCGGCAACUUCCUCCAAACCCCAGUCUCUGGAUCUUCUGAUUACCAAAACAACGGUUUUAACCAAGCCAAUGCUGGCAACGGGUUUGCUGACACAGUUUUUGGUCAAAAUAGAAACACCUUUGCCCAGAAUGAUGACUAUUCCCAGAACGGAAACGGUUUCGCUCAAAAUGAUGCUGGUUUCUCCCAAAAUGUUGGAUUUGACAACGUCGAAGCUCGUCCUGAAAGAGCCCAGGCUGCUUUUGAAAGGAACGCUGCGAUCCUUCGUCAGGACAAUACUAAUGAUGGAGAGACUUAUGCCUACGCUUAUGAGACCGAGAACGGAAUCGUUGCUGAGGAGAAUGGAGUAGCCACAAACGGUGUUGAAGCUCAGGGUGGAUAUUCUUACACUGGUGAUGAUGGCCAGGUUUACAGCGUUAGGUACACUGCCGACCAGAAUGGCUUCGUUCCCCAAGGCGAUCACCUUCCUACUCCUCCCCCUAUUCCUGAAGAGAUCUUGAAGGCUUUGGAGCAAAACGCCCGCGAUGAAGCAAAUGGAAUUUACGACGAUGGUUCUUACAACGAAGGUAAAUACGGCAAUGACAACGGAAAUGGUCAAUUCAACGAUCAAUCUGGAUACAAUUACAACAACAACGGUAACAGUUUCAACGCUGGUGGUGCCAACAACGAUGCUUUCAACGUUGGCAGCGAUGACGACUCUAUCGUUACCAACAACGCUCUCCUCCGAUCUGGAAAUGCCAACAACGGAGCUUUUGGCAAUGCAGGCAACAAUGGAGGUUUUGGGAAUGCAGGCAACCAAAACGGCGUCGAGAAAGCAUACUUGCCUCCUUUCGAACAGAACGGCCAGCGCUACCAAGCUACAAACGGUUUCGGAAACCAAGCUGGAAACGGUUUCAACAACCAACCUCAGAGCAAUGGCUUCAGAAACCAAGGUUCUAACGGCGUAUCCAAGACUUACGGUGCUCCUGAGCAAUUCGGUCAGAGCCAAAAUGGACCCAGCGGAAGGAAUGGAGGAUCUAGAAACGGUGGUUUCAGAAACCAGGGUUCAAAUGGAGUUGAAAAGGCGUACCUGCCUCCUUUUGCCCAAAACUCCGCCACCUCCGGUCCUGCUUACGAUCAGACCCAGGCUUUCAGAAGUCAGGGACCUAGGAAUAAUGGUUUCGGAAGCCGUAACGGAGCCAACAGGGAAUACCUCCCACCUAGUGCAAACCAAAGAAGUAACGGAAGACGACCAAGCUUCAGUGCCAGAAACGGAUACCAAUAUUAG
Pectinophora gossypiella (pink bollworm) is the source of this 1365-nucleotide messenger RNA. RefSeq names its product pupal cuticle protein 36a-like. Lineage: Eukaryota; Metazoa; Arthropoda; Insecta; Lepidoptera; Gelechiidae. Gene Ontology annotation, molecular function: structural constituent of chitin-based larval cuticle. Gene Ontology annotation, cellular component: chitin-based extracellular matrix. The record is from RefSeq and is a predicted model, not a curated record. The transcript has 4 exons. The coding region runs from base 1 to 1365 and encodes 454 amino acids.